Messenger RNA from Oppia nitens, 950 nucleotides. Its product is annotated as sulfotransferase 1B1-like. The record is from RefSeq and is a predicted model, not a curated record. Gene Ontology annotation, molecular function: sulfotransferase activity. Bases 57 to 950 code for a protein of 297 amino acids. The transcript has a single exon. Gene Ontology annotation, biological process: sulfation. Gene Ontology annotation, cellular component: cytoplasm. Lineage: Eukaryota; Metazoa; Arthropoda; Arachnida; Sarcoptiformes; Oppiidae.
UUGACAAAAUAUUUGAACCAAUCAAUAGGGAAUAUCAACGGGAACUGGAGUUUGCCAUGACUUACCAGCACCGGGACGAUGAUCGUAUACUGGUGUCGUAUCCCCGGUCAGGUAGCCAUUGGGUUACCUAUAUUGUACAGUUGAUACUAACCGAUGGUAGACUAACGGAUCCGAUACGUGUUGAAGAUUAUACUCUGGAAACUAGGGGCCGGCAGGCAMUSGAUAUGAUACCUAAGCUGCUAUUGGCUAACAAUAGUAGUAGUAGUAGUAGUAGUAGUAGUAGUAGUGCCGAUAYCAGUCCCGUCACUACUAAUAAUAUACGUUAUUUUAAGACACACCUCAAACGCCAACUGUUACCUAUCGGCCGGCGGGCCCGGUAUUUGCUACUAGUGCGCAAUCCACUGGAUGUUUCACUAUCGGAAUAUCGGCUAAAUUGUUAUCACUGUCCUGAAGUACGGCUAGACUACCGUACCUAUUGGUUGCUGGCCAAUCGCCUAAGUCCUCAGCAGGUUAUGGGCAAUCAUUGGCAACAUUUAGCCGACUAUUGGUCGCUCAGGGAGUCGUCGUCGGCCGCCAAUAAUGUUCAGGUACUGGUCUAUGAAGAAAUGAAACGUCGGCCAAGAGAUGCCAUCCGAUUGAUUGCCCGCUUUCUCGGUGGCCAACAAUCGGUCGAUAGACUCGAUAGACUGGUCACAGAUAAUAGUACCGGUGCUGUGAAAGAGGAGACACUACUCGAUCGUAUUGAACGAUUGUCGUCGAUGGCCGAGAUGUCCAAACUGUAUGGCCAGACAGCGGGCGAUCAGUGGCGACUGAGUUUGGGAUCCAGUGUCGACAAAACUAAAUGUAUGACUCCCGAUGAUUGUCUGAAUAUUGUUGAGACAAUGCGUAAGGAAUGGGUUAAUACAGGUGGACUCCAGUAUCUAUGGGAACAGGAGAUGAUGUCAAUGUAG